Molecule: messenger RNA, 6372 nt
Organism: Nomia melanderi (Alkali bee)
Lineage: Eukaryota; Metazoa; Arthropoda; Insecta; Hymenoptera; Halictidae
Source: RefSeq, a predicted model, not a curated record
UGUGGUUGCGCUGUAACUCUAAAUGGAAAGCCAACAUUUCGUCCAUUAAAACUAUUUCCCCGUCUCUCCCCGUCUGACAGUACUACUAGCAGAAUAACAUCGUCAGCGAUCAGCCAUUGUCGUGAGAUGUGAAGAUUUUUCUCGUGAUCUGUUGUUGGAAAAGCUAAGGAAUUAUCGUAGACCGAAGCAAAUCUGUUAACGGAGCGAUGCAUACGAUCCCGGAAUUAGGUACCACUGUGCCGGCGUUUCUUGCCAAGCUUUGGAAGCUGGUUGAAGAUCCCGAAACCGACGACCUUAUUUGUUGGUCACCCAAUGGAAGAAGUUUCUUCAUUAGAAAUCAAGCACAGUUUGCCAGAGAAUUGUUACCUCAUUAUUAUAAACAUAAUAACAUGGCCAGCUUUGUUCGUCAGUUGAACAUGUAUGGCUUCCAUAAGAAGGUUUCUGUGGAAUUAGGUGGUUUGAAGUGUGAUAGAGAUGAAAUGGAGUUUGCACAUCAGUUCUUUUGCAAAGGACAUCCGUAUCUUGUAGAACACAUUAAAAGAAAAAUUGCAUCCAGUAAAGGACAAGAUCCAACACUUGCACCCAUUAAACCAGAGUUAAUGAAUAAAAUGCUGACAGAAGUGAGAAGUAUGAGGGGUCGUCAGGAACAUUUAGAUUCAAGACUUGGAGCCAUGAAAAGGGAGAACGAAGCUUUGUGGAGGGAACUGGCAAUGCUUAGACAGAAGCACCUGAAACAACAGCAAAUUGUUAAUAAGCUUAUACAUUUCUUAAUUACUUUGGUACAACCUUCAAGGGGUGGUGGACUCUCGGUUAAAAGGAGAUAUCCAUUGAUGAUUGAUGAUUCUAACCGUCAAAGAAGUAAACAAAGUAAAUUGUCAAAGGCACAAGCAUCACCUACAGGACCUGUAAUUCAUGAGCUUGAUGCAUCGGAANNNNAAAUUAGAUAUGGAUUCUCUCCAUUUAGGAUGUUGGAAGGAGAUCCAAAUCCAGCAAUCCAAAGUCCAGAACAUAAUACUGCAUCAAUAAUGGAUGAAAACAAUAUGGAAUCUGUUCAUCUAGUUGACGAUUCUGCUCAGUUAGAAGAUGACAUACAACUGGUUAAUCCACGAGAGAUUGAUGCAAGAAAGAAACGCGUAUGUAAGGGUAAAAAAAAGAGGAAAAACAAGGUGCCUGUCAAAAUUUUGAUCCCAUCGACGAAGAGUGGAGAGGAACCGAGGGAAGAAACACAUUUACUUGAAAUGCCACUUGAAGAUUCACCUGUCACCAUUGCUAUAUUGGAAAACAAAGCAGUACCUAAACCAAUACCUGUGGCGACUGUACGUAGUUCAAAGCUUGCAGCUAUGGCAGCUAACAUGAACAAAGGAACCGAUGCAGACCCUGAACUCGAGAUGGAAACUUCUGGGGGAGACAUGGAGGAAGAUAUGCAGGAGAAUCUUAAUUUAGUGAAGCUCGAGGACAUUCUGAUAGUACCGGACAUCAUCAACGAGGAAAACGCAGAGAACGUCGAGAACGAGAAUAACGAGAUUGCAGGAUACGGUGAAAAUAAUGGAAACACGGAAUCUAAUGGGAAUGAGAACACAUUUGAUCUGCUUAGUAAAGCUGAUGAUAUCGCUAAACAGAGCGACGAAAAAAUUACAAGUACAAAUGGUGCUGAGAAACCUGUGGAACAGGAAAAUGCCAACUCCAAUGGAGCAGGCACGAGCAGUAAUUUACCUCUGAGCUGCGUCAAUCUUUCUGGCAUAGCAGAUGCUGCUUACAGGUUAGGAUCAAUGGAGGAAAUGGAUAAUCAUCUCGAAUCAAUGCAGACAGAUUUGGACAAUCUUCGUGAAAUUCUGCGCGGUGAGGGUUACAGUAUCGAUGCAAAUACACUCCUCGGUUUGUUCGGAGCAGACGACCCAAUGUCGUUUAGCAUGCCCGUUAAUCCCGAAUUAAAUCCGCAUUCUGCAAAGGAAGAUGACGAUCAUGCUAAUCUUGCAGAUAAUGUUAACGGAACAGCCGGAGGAGAACUCAUGGCAUACAAUCCAACGCAAAAUUUACUAGACUUUGAUGAUGACAUUUUCUUUGACACUGCAUCCCCUGUAACCAGUACAGCAGGUGAUACCGCAACAAACAGUCUCUACGCUUCGGAUCCCCUAGAUUUGGAAGAUAACAAAGCUUCGCUGCUCGAUUCCUUAACGAACGACGUUUCAACAUAAGAUCUUAAUUUCAUGGUUCAGAUCACUGUUGCGUCCAAUACUUUGGUUUCAGUAUGUUUUAUUACUCGAUGGAUCGUCACUCGAUGCUCUCUCUCUUUCUCUGUCCGGUGUGUAUUUCGAUGACGAAAUAAGCAACGAGCUUGUCGAACAUACUCAACAAAAGUGUACCCUAUACCGGAGGAGAGAAUGCGCUGUCUCAAAUAUACGCAGUCCAUUUCUGGAGGAUGUAGUGACUAAAAUGAAACCAGCGCAUAAAAUCCUGUGGAUUUGCUGCUAUAUAAACCAAUCUAAUAAUUCGACUGUAGUCUCUUUAUGUGAAAUUACUACUACGUUGUAUAAUUUGUUUGAUUAACAUCGUAGUAAUUAUUGCCGACGCGCACUAUAAUUUCAAGAACGCUUUAACUAAUCAACGCGAUAACACAGAUAUUGUAGUGCCUAAAAAUAUUUCUAUUAAUGUAUGGUCCAAUUUCGAAGUUCCUAUUCGUUCACUGUAAACAGUUGUCAAAAGUUUUUAUUUCUUUUAAAGGAUGUAAACGGUCUGUAAGAAUUGUUACACGAAUCGAUGAGUUUCGACAUCAUAUGCAAAAAUCCAUGUGCUCGGAGUAUAUAUCCGUAAUUCUUCGAUGAUCUCAUAUUCUUUACGGGGAUUUGAGUUUGUUCACUUAGGUCCUAUACGUGAAUAACUUUAAAAAGUAUAUACGAAAUUCGUAUUUUUUGUACCGACGCCUGAAAGAGAAGUAUAUAUCGCAUACGUGGACAAACGGUUAACUUUGUAGAUCAAGGAUUUGUACAGGUAUAAAAGAAGAAACGCUGAUGCGUCAAUUUGUAUUUUUAUACUAAAAACUAAUAUAUGCGCAAGAUGUUUCUCCUUUGAUAAACACAGAUAUUUGUACAUCUGUGAACCGUUGACUCAUUGUAAAUCUGUUGUCUACCCUUCAAACUAUUUAUUUUUCUUUUUAUUUAUAAAUAAACUCGCACUUGAUAUACAUAUAUACACAUGUAUAUAUGUAUGUAUCAAACUUGCCUCGAAAUCGUAACAACGUAUUAGAAUUUUGUUGCAUUAAAACCUUUACAAUUAUGUUAAAUAUAUGUAAUUUAUUACCAUGGCUUUCGUUAUGACGAUUGAAUGAGAAACGUACAACUGUGAAAAACAUUAAGUUAACGCGUAUUUAUUAUAGUCGACAGCAUACGGGAGCGUAAUUCUUGUUUUCCUGUGUCAGGAAACGCCCGUUCAAAAUAUAUUUAAUAUAUUUUGCUUUUCGUGAAUUGUUGAGAAAAAUUAUAAUGCGUUUGUUAUAUUUUUUAAAACGUGAACUAUAAGAACACGUGAUACGACUAUUGGAAAAAUAAAUAUGUAAACGUAUCUUACUUUACAUGCUACUCCCAGCAAAAAGUACUCAAUUGAACCUGUUAACAUUGUUACCGCUGAAAUUAUUGAAAUGCAUAAUAGCAAAUGUAUUUGCUUCUUUUUCAAGCAGAAAGUGAAAUUUACCACUGAUUGGUAUGUGAACAUGAAUUUAACAAGUCACUGUUACAUUUUCUUACUCUGUACAUUGUAAAUAAAAAAAGGUUUCCAUUUUUAUAUGAAUAUUUCAUCUUUGUAGUAACGUCUAUUUUAUUUUAUUUCCUUUUUUGUUGAUCACGUAACUUAUAUAUGUAUAUAACAGAAUACUUUUUGCUAGGAACAGUUGAUAAGUCUAAUGUAUUCGUACGAGUAUUUGGCCCAUACAUUACAAAAUCCAAAAUUCCACGAUUAUUAUCAAAAAGUACGAACGUAUACUUUUUUAAAGGUAUUUCGUGCAGAUCGUGACGCGAAGGCUCAAGAAUACUCAUACUUUCAUAUUGAAUCUUUGAAAUUACAGAAAAACGAUGUACUUGAAUUUUAUAUAAUUCUUGUCUCCUUACAGGUACACGAUCUGAUUGCACACCUUUUUCCAGCUAAUUACCAAUUCAAUUACUAUUCUCUGUAAUGUAAAUUUCUUUAAAGAGUAUAAAUAACAUACACAGUGAUAGAAUUAGCCUGAGAAACUGUUUAAUAAUAGUUUAGUACAUGGACGGAACAUUCGUACAUUCACAUUGCCAUUAAAAAUAAGUGAGGCAUUUAAUUGUAGCGAUAGUUUCUCGAGGGAAGUAAAAAGCUUUUUUAUAAGAUUCUUUUUCUUUUUCUUUUGUGUUUUGUUUUUGGGAAUAUCAAAUCGAAUGAAUAGACUCGCAAGAGAAAUUUGUCUUCUAUAACAAAACUGUACUAACUACCGGACUAACUCUUAUAAUUGUUUUUUAUUUUAGCCUUGGAGGAAAAACUGCUGGAUUUUUAAUUACACUUGGUUGGUAAUGCCUUCGUUUUAAUUAACAAUAAUAUGAUACGAACUCUGUGACAAGUUUAGUACACGAACAGGAAGAGAAAAAGGAAAGGAUUGAGGCAUGCAGAGUGGUUGGUUCAUGAAUUUCUUCAGGACGAAUACACACAUUUGUCGUCACGAUGAUUAAGCUACGUAUAUAUUAUCAUCACACUUGUUCCGAGCUGCUGAUAAAAAUUAGCGGAUAAUAUGAAAACAACGCAUUAAAUAUGUAAUUAAAGAGGGAAUGAUUCCUGUUUUCACUGAUUUGUACAUAAUUACGCGGAUAACUCUUGCAUCGAUGAAAAAUCGAUAUAAGAUGUUUUGUAAAAAUAUCCGCUUGCAGAGAGGAAUAACAUUUUUUACAUAGUGUGUGUGUGUGUGUAAAACACAGUAUUAAAAAGUAAAUACAAUACGGUGCGAUGCGUACAUAAAUAUAUGUAUAUACAUAAAAUUGUGCAUACAUAUAUAUAUAUAUGGAGAGUGAGAUAACAACGUGUUAAAAUAUCUGUUUAACGUGACAUUACACUUUUCAUAUUAUUUCGCUGUGGUACAAGGUUUAAUUAAGAACAAGUGAUAACAAGAUAAGAUUUCAGUGUGUUUUUGUUCAAAUGUUAUCGCUGCCAUACUUUCCUUAAGCAGUUCGAUUAAUUUUAAUAGACGAUGAAUUCAUUCUGUAUAACGUACAAUUGCGUUCACGUUGAAUAGCAUUAAACUCUUAUAUAUUUAUAUAGUUUGAAAAAUUCUGUAAGCAAGAUAAAAAAAUGAAAUACAGCAGUCGCUGCAAUAAUACAGUGACUAGUAGUUGAUUUUAAAGAAGAUUAUCCAUUACAAAGAACUGUACGAGAUAUUAUCGGCCAUCGCAAACAACCGAUAUCAAUAAUAUGCCAAUAUUAGGGAAGAUAAAUGUUCAUAAUAUCUAUGAAACUUAGGUCGUACAUAAUUUUACAGAUAAUAAUGUUUUCGUUUUCUUCAGAAAAUACCUUGUUCUUUCAAUUAUUCUUUCUAGAAGGUAGUUGCAACGAGGAAACGAAAAUAUUAUAUUUAACACUGAAAUCUUACUCUUGAGCCUUUAAACGUACGAAUUGAUCAUUUGAGUUUCUGUAUACCCGAAGAUAAUAUAAUCAGAUUAGUGUAUUCUAUACUUAUCACAUUAACAGAAUAUUUUAAUUUAGCGAUAAGUAGUGUUUUUAUAUUCAUUUGCAAAGACACGUUUCUAUUACAUUAUAAAUUCCAUAUACAGUGAAGUGUCAACCAUACGUUUCUUACAUAUUUUACUUUUCUUCGUUUUCAAGUCAAUCUCAGCACAUUUUAUAGUUUCAUAGAUUUAGUUCACAGUUACAAUACUUAUCUAUACAUUAACUUUAAUUUCAUUGUUUAAUUAUUUUAAGCGUUUACCAUUAAAUUUAUAUUAUACGUGUACAUAGAGAUUUCAAGCGAAUUCUUUUUGUUCUAAAUGGCUGUAAAAGAAGAAAAAUGUUGUUAUUGAUCUUCUAUAAGAAUAGAUUUCUAGUGGCGAAAUUAUUCUAGAUCGGAGGGAGGUAAAAUAUGCCACGUAAAAAUCUCGAAUAUUUUCAAUGCUUGUGAUUAAUAACUUCUACGGAGCUUAUGGGGUCUGAAAAAUUGCUUCCGUAACUAUUGCGAUUUCUUCGUUCAUAGAAGAUCAAUAUACAAGUUGCGAUCAAAUAAAAUCAAAAUAACGUAUAUCUUGAGCAAAAGUAUAGUUGAUACUACACUGCUUGUAGUUAUCAGAUUUUGUGAUACAUUAAACAUUUUGUACAAAAAACAAAAAAAAAAUAGGUUCUAAUGGAUGAGAAAUGAUCGAGGAUUCGUCACUUAUU